This is a messenger RNA of Pseudocercospora fijiensis CIRAD86, 873 nucleotides long. RefSeq lists its product as uncharacterized. The record is from RefSeq and is a predicted model, not a curated record. The coding region runs from base 1 to 873 and encodes 290 amino acids. NCBI's taxonomy places the organism in Eukaryota, Fungi, Ascomycota, Dothideomycetes, Mycosphaerellales, Mycosphaerellaceae. The transcript is spliced from 2 exons.
AUGCGCGUUCCACAGAACAAACUGCAGAAGAUCAAGGCGGCCAUACACUGCACCCAACUUCUGCUCAUAUUCGUGGCAGGAUGCCUGACUCUUGCCGUCAUGACGAAGAAUGGAGGCUUUGGAGGGCAGACGGCCUUCUACUUCGCAUUGUGCUUCAUCACCAUCCCAGCAAUCCUCUACCAAGUCAUGGUUCCAAUGUGGUCUCGCGCCUGGCGCUUGAAUAACGUCUACGCCUAUGCAGUCAUCGACGUUCUGUUCGCCCUACUCUGGUUCGCAGCAUCCAUUGCUGUCGCCGUGUGGAACGCAAAAGGCAUCGCAAAAGGCAAGACUACCAAGACCGACGAUACCGACACGAGCAAGAGCUCCACCAAAUUUCUCUUCGCCCGCGCCGACACCACAACGAAAGACGGCACGUGCAACUCCUUCGCUUAUGGCAGCGCAAGCAAGUGCUCCGUGAGUAAGGCCACUGUCGGCUUUGGCAUCGUCAUACUGCUUCUUUUCGCAGCAACGACGUACAUAUCGAUACAAGCCGUUCGACAAUAUCGACAGAGCGGCGCUGUACCUACCAUGAGCUUCAGAAACAAGAAACAGGAUGCACUAGAAAACGCGGAGGAGGCCAAAGUGUGGUCCACCAGUACCGAUGAGCUGAACAAUGCCGAUGAUCGACUAUCGUAUGGCGGUUAUGGCGGAAACACUACCUCAGACCAAGACGGCUUGCUUGGCGCAGGUCCUCGACGCUCCGGCUCAGGCGGCGUUGUGCACCCUGAGGGGCCGGAUUCGUACUCUCACCUAGCGAACCGCGAGAAUCUGGACACAGCCGGUCAUGGUGAGUUCCUAAUGUGGCCCUCUUCUGCUCCCACGAAAGGCUGCUGA